AUGAAAGGUCAGCAACGGUACGAUAUAAAAGUUGAUAAACGCAAUGCAUAUGGUGACGAAUCAGUUACUCCUUCUGUUUAUUCUGGUGGCGCUGGUGCACAAAGUCUGCUUGAGGAGACACCUGUAGCUGUAAAGCAAUACGCUCCGGUUCCGGAUUGCCGUCCAACUCGACCACCAGCUCAACCAUCUGGAUACAGAGCAAGGCGCAAUUCUUAUGGAGAUGAACAAGUGGCUCCACCUGUAGGGGCUGCUGCUCCAUCUGCCUAUACUCCUGAACAAGCACCUAUAGCCGUAAAGCAAUAUGCUCAAUACGCUCCUGCUUCGGACUGCGGACCAGUUAAACCACCUGCCCAGCUCUCUGGGUAUAGAGCAAGACGCAAUUCUUAUGGAGAUGAACAAGUGACUCCACCUGUAGGGGCCGCUGCACCAGCUUCCUAUGCUCCCGCAGAACAGGCCGCCGAGGUCAUAGAGCAUCCUGGUGCAGCUUCAUAUCAAGGUCGAAUAUCACCACCAGCACGACCCUCAGGAUAUUAA
Molecule: messenger RNA, 534 nt
Organism: Angiostrongylus costaricensis
Lineage: Eukaryota; Metazoa; Nematoda; Chromadorea; Rhabditida; Metastrongylidae
Source: the annotation of a GenBank genome assembly